Dicrocoelium dendriticum is the source of this 1223-nucleotide messenger RNA. NCBI's taxonomy places the organism in Eukaryota, Metazoa, Platyhelminthes, Trematoda, Plagiorchiida, Dicrocoeliidae. The record is from the annotation of a GenBank genome assembly.
CUGGAAUGCCUAAUGAUCGUACUUCACCUGAUACCGCUUGUGGAAGUAGUACUGAUUGCCUACCAGUUCUACACGUUCCAUUACUCCAAAUGAUCCGCACAAUUCGUGAUAGACUCCGAGAUGAACAGGUCAACCUCCGUGAAAUUCGGCUCAACGGCGGAGCAGCCGGCUGUGUAAUUGAUUCCGCGGGCGAGAAGUACAGUGAUCUGGAUCUAAUUUUUCACGUAGAUCUUUCCAAUCCGGCUACCUUCGUAAAAGUAAAAUCUGUCGUCUUUUCUACUGUCGCACAUUUUCUAGCCGAGGCUUUUGCUUCCAGUUUCACGGAGUGCAACUGCGGUUCACUAGUGUUUUAUAAGCGAUUGUUUACCCCAACGUGCAUUCCUAUUGGCUUACAACACAACAGUACCCGGGUUUCCUCCACACCUGAACCCGAUUUGGGACGUGCAGCGGAUCCUUGUGAAAGCCAAACUUCCAAAGGCAAUGUAUCAGCCAAGUCCCGGCAUAACUGUCUUUCAUCAAAUCGGAACUCAAAUACAGGUCUUCGAUUCCAAUCCCAACCAAACCCGGACUGCGCUUAUCGGCAUUCCACCUGUUGUUUUCCCUGGUAUACCGCGCUGCAGGAUGAAUCCUGGCUGGUUAAAUUCUAUGUCCAAAAGAUGCUGCGUAUCCACAAGCCUAGUUUGAAAACUGCUGAUUCUUGGUCGCUCUUCACUUUAGGCUACCGAACAUCGAGUGGGGCUAAAACAUUAGAUAUCAAAUUUGUAGAUCGAAUGCAGCGUCAGUUUGAGUUCACAGUGGAUAGCUUUCAAAUUGUUCUAGACAGCUUGUUAACCUUCUACGAGACAUCACGACACGAAAUGAAUGAGAACUUUUAUCCCACAGUUGUGGCCGAGUCCGUUUCGGGCAGUUUCACAGAAGCAUUGAGCCACCUGCAGGAACGCCUGAUUGUGACUCCAAGACCAGAGGAAAUCCGUGGUGGCGGACUACUCAAAUACUGUAAAUUACUUGCUGACGGAUAUCGACCCACAAAGGGCACCGAUGUGCUGUCCAUGGAACGAUAUAUGUGUUCUCGUUUCUUCAUUGAUUUUCCCGAUAUUGUCAGUCAGCACCAUCGCUUAAACUACUAUCUUACUAACCAUUUUGAGGAUGACAAUGAACUGAAGGCUGCUUACCUACAAGAUACAAUUACUGGCUUCCCAUUCACCGAUUCCAUCAAGGUUUGA